Truncatella angustata is the source of this 813-nucleotide messenger RNA. RefSeq lists its product as uncharacterized. The transcript has a single exon. The coding region runs from base 168 to 596 and encodes 142 amino acids. NCBI's taxonomy places the organism in Eukaryota, Fungi, Ascomycota, Sordariomycetes, Amphisphaeriales, Sporocadaceae. The record is from RefSeq and is a predicted model, not a curated record.
UUGUAAAGCUGUACGGAGAACAUCAAAUAUUAGUCUUCCAAAAUUCCCAUCCUCUACAUGCCUGUAACGAACACAACUUUUUGUACCAUUACACACCUGUGGCGAAAGGGACCGUCAGGUCAACUGGAAUCAAAAGCUCUUCUAGGGCACAUCUCAUCGACUCUGGGAUGGAUAAUAACUGUCCGACUAUGUCCCUUCUCAAUCCCGCACGGAGUGUCGACAUCAUUCUCAACAUAGAUGCAUCUUCCGACGUUCAGAAAGAUAGUUUCCAACAACGUGUUUCCCAGAUUGGUUUUCGCAGGCGUUUAGAUCUCUGGAGGCGAAAAGAUAUCAGAGCAGGAAACGACUUAGCAGACCCUGAUCGUUUCAAAGGAUUGUACACACAGAUAUAUGACUGCGUACUGAUAGAGCGGCCGGAGACUGUGGUUGAUUCUUACAAGCGACUCAUCCGAAACCCACCAGCAGCUAUUACGAAUCAGGAGUGCACUAUGAAUACCUACCACUAUUACCCAAUAAGCAUGCAGCUCCGGGCUAUGAUCCCAGCACCGCUGAGUUCUCUGGCUCUUACAACCUUGUCUGAACUCCGGAGCAAAUAGAGACAAUCAUCAAGACUUGUCGCCAUCUUCCUUGACGGCGAGGAGACGAUAAAGGAAUCGUUGUUUGAUGCGUGGCAGAGGAAAGCGUCGCUGGGACAGCAGCGGCAUGCCAAGGGAAUGCAGCGCCGCAUGGCUUAUAUGGGGAUUUAAUCCGUUGUAAGCGUACCAGGCUCACUGCAAUAGGGUCGUCUGACGUGAGUUCACAUAGAGAAGCAGG